Messenger RNA from Panicum virgatum (switchgrass), 1409 nucleotides. RefSeq names its product PLASTID TRANSCRIPTIONALLY ACTIVE protein 6, chloroplastic-like. Gene Ontology annotation, cellular component: plastid-encoded plastid RNA polymerase complex. The record is from RefSeq and is a predicted model, not a curated record. The coding region runs from base 29 to 1075 and encodes 348 amino acids. The transcript has 6 exons. NCBI's taxonomy places the organism in Eukaryota, Viridiplantae, Streptophyta, Magnoliopsida, Poales, Poaceae.
AGGAUUGCACGCACAUUGCAGGAAGGAAAUGGCGACCACCACUCCACUCGUCUCCUCCUGCAACGGCUGCCGCCCCUAUCCACCACCACGCCGCCACCGCCGCUUCCCCGGCGACCCCAAGCCUAACGCGUUGCCUCCUCUCCGCGCCAUCCCGGGCGCAGCGCCCCUCGUCCCCCUCCCCCUCCCCCUCCCGCGCCCCCGCCCCCGCCGGCGCGAUGUAUCCGCGGCCUACGGCGACGACGACAUGGACGACGACUUCGGCGACUUGGACGCCGACGACGCGGACGGAGUCGGCGAGGACGACGACAUGGACAACGAGCAGGACUACGACGUCGACUACGACCGCCUCCUCGCCCCCGUCAAGCCGCCGCCGCCUUCCUCGCCGCGCGGGGAGGAGGGGGACAUCGCCAUGGUCGCCGCCGACAGCUUCGUCUCCACGCAGGACUCCGCAUCCGACACCGUCGUUGACUACGCCGUCGACGAGGACGAGUUCCACAAGAUCAGGCUGCUCCACUGCGACUUCCUUAUCCGAAAGGUGCCCGACCCCGACGACGACGUCUACGACUUCAGAGAGAUGUAUGUCACCCCGCCAGACACUGAUAUCUACUCCAUUCCAAGGGUUCUUGCCCCGAUGCCCCAAAAGUACGUGAGGUGUACUAAGAAAGAUUUCGGACGUUACAACGUGACUGAGCCACCAGUUGAGCAUCUGCGUGAUCCCCUGUACAAGACUGAGAGGGAGAUCAUGAAGGUUUUCUUAACCAGACACUACAGAAACAGGCGUGCUGAUGACCCAGAUUUUUUCCUUGAUUUUGAGGAGAUUUAUGUUAUUGACUCAAAAACAAGGUCAAUCACAAGAGCAAAAGUUUUGGUUAGUGUUCCUGAAGGAAAGAAAAGAGAUAGGAGAAACGACCUGCUACUGAUACGUGAUGGAGGGGAGUCUUUUAGAAUAAUCGACAAGACUAAAAGGGAUGAUGCCACCACUGUGAUCCAAAGAGAAGAGUGGACAAAGUCACGACAAGAUGUGGAGAAGCAUUUCAGGAAACUCAGAGACUUUGACUACUCAAAUUGGUUCUGAAGAAACAAAUGUUGGAUUUGUUGCAGAGAAGAAUGAUGUGCGGCGAUUUUGCUGACUGCUGCUGAUGAUUAGAUCAAGCUACUGUUGUGAUCAAGUGAGAGAUGGCAUGUUGAAGCAGAUAAGUUGUUGUAAUGUUAGUUGUAGCAAGUAGAAUGUGUGGCUUCUAGGGAGUAUGUAGGCAAAGACUGAGAUCCUGGUUGAGUAGCCAAGCGAAUGAAUAUGUGGCAGUUUGAGUUGGGCUUCUUUCUGUGCAGACUAGCAUUCUUUUCUCUUCUUUUUAUAAACCUCAGUUGAUCAGAAAUUCAGAAGGAAUGUGUUCUGAAACCUUGUCAAA